GAAGGUCGCCGUACAGUAUUUCAAGAGUAUGUAAAUGCCAAGCUGCCAAACCUUUGAACAUUUCCUGUGUCGAUCGGCUUGCUGGAGACACAAUUUUCGUCUGCUUUUGUUAUUAUAUUAUUUUUUUCCUCUACUACAUAAGGAACUUCUGAUAUUCUACAUCAGUUAAUAAACUGAGACAAGCCGGUUCGUAUAGACAUGGAUUUACAAACUAAAAAACCUACUAUUUUGGAAUUUCGCUGGUUACUUCUAAUCUGCGUCUACAUAAAUGUUUCAGCAACAAUAUCAGGUCAUGCGGGGUCUAUGAAGGUCACGGCUCCCUACGUCUCCUUCAGCUGUCCCGAGGGUGCCAACGUCACUUUGAAAUGCUCCUUAUAUGGCCAUCUGGCUGACAUCCAUGACAAAGUGGGAAGGAACUGGCUCUUCAGCGCAGGGAGGAACCCCCAGUGCAAGGAGAGGGUUCACCCACGCCACGUGAAGGACAACGGCACCCACACGGGGGUGUUCCUAUCCUCCGACCACAAGGGCACCUUCUUCAUGACCCUCGCCAACCUCACCGUGGCGGACCAGGGCGGCUACUGCUGCUACGUCUACGAUAUCACCAUGGAGCACAACAAACCCCACCUGCUGGGCAGCGACCACGGCUACAUAGAGCUCAAUGUCACCCAGAACGGCAGCAGCUCCAAUCAGAAGUGCAUCUCCCAUGCUGCCCCUCACACUCCCAAGGACAGCAAGGAAGGCUCGACAGCGCUGGGCUUAGCGACAGCAGGGAGCAUCUUGGGAGUCCUGUCCCUGCCUGUCAUUCUCCUGCUGGUGUACAAGCAGAGGCAGAGCAUUGUAUCUAACAGACGAGCCCAUGAGCUUGUGAGGAUGGACAGUGAGGCCCUGGGUCAUGAGAACCCCGUUUUCGACGAGGCGCCGCACCCCAGUGUGAAGACCCGCAGCACCACUCAGAUAAUGAUGAGGCAGUCGUCAGAGACAGGGCGCCACCUGCUGUCCGAGCCCGGCACCCCACUCUCCCCACCGGCACUUGGGGACUGCUUCUUCCCUUCGCAAGAACCCAUUCCGGAAUCACCUGAUUUAAUAAAUGUAUAGAAUAAUAAUAAUAAUAAUACAAAAAAAAAAACAGCUGUACAACUGCCACAGAUUCUUGCUGUAUUUUCAAAGGAAACAUACUGCAGAUCAACCCCACAUUUAUACCUGUUGUUUCAUUCAGUGUUUGUAAGUUUUAAAGACAGACCUGACCUGUAUGUGGUGCCGUAUUGCAAGGCUUUCAGUUUCAUGCUUACCGGUUCCUGUGUUGUGCGGGAUAAAGCCGCUCCCGCAACACUACAACAGAAACGGACCAAACUAUCAAAGCACUCUGUUGCAGGGGGGAACUUGUGUGCAAAGCACAGCACGCUGGUACACCUCACCUCAGACAAACAACAAGAACAUUCCUGGGCAUGGAUUCGGAUCUACCCGGGGAGGAGACACAGUCAUGGAGGAACCAUCUGGGGCUCAGCACAAGGAUACCAAACCUCAUAUGCUGCAGUCUUAAAAAAGGGCUACUUGACUCAAAUUUCCAAAACACCAAGCAAGAAAGGACAGUAUAUUAGCAAGAUGUGACAUGGUUAAGGAUCUGAUAAUACAAUGUGUUCCUAUGAUGACCCUGUAAAUAUAUACAAAUAUUAAAUUACCAAGUGCACAGUGCAUCUUCCAGGCAGUCCCCCUGGUACAUCCCUUAGAAAAGUUUCCCACAGUAAAAGCCUAGCAACCAAACGAGCAAGAAGGGCUGAAUGGCCUCCUCUCGUUUGUAAACUUUCUUAUGUUCUUAUGUUCAAAGUGUAAUAAAGCAUAGUGAAAGCAAUGUAAAGCACAGGCAAGCAAUGUAAAGCACAGGCAAGCAAUGUAAAGCACAGGCAAGCAAUGUAAAGCACAGGCAAGCAAUGUAAAGCACAGGCAAGCAAUGUAAAACCCGGGAGGUAUGGUAAAGCAUACUAAAACACUUUUAUAAGGGAUACUGUCUGGUAUGGGACUUGCCUAGUUUGUCACAAACAGAUGUCACUGGAAGAUGAAGGGACAUUCAUUUUUCUUUUAAUGUGUAUACUUGUUUCUCAGUCGUAUCUACUGUAUCCAACGUUAGCACCUUUUUGUACAUAGCAUUCCUCUGCUGACUUCAAUACCUGUCCGUAAUGCGUGUGUAUAUAUAAAUAUAUGUGUUAUAUUUGAAAGGUUUUUCAGUAUAUAUGUUUAAUUUUCAGUUUAAGAGUUACUUACUACUCUGACAAAGGCACUAGCCAAAAUGUUUGCGUGCUUGAGUUAGGGGUCCGUUUGAUGAACCCGUACCCCACAGGGAGAAACCUGGCAUUUCGUAGCACUGUACACCAUCUUGUCACAUUAAACAUGUGGUUGAUCUUAUCUGUCUCCAUCUGUUCUGAGAAUAGGUUGAUCAGACCAGUCCCUUAGUUUAAGUUAAGUCAAUAAUGGGUGUUGAAAAGGGUUACAAUUAUUAGUACAGUUGAAGCGAAGGUAAAUAAUCAAACUUAACCCGUUCAGUCCUGAACAAUUUUUUUUUUUAAAUUAAAUUACACAAAAAGGAACUCCUUCAUUUUCUGGGACCUAGGAGUGCAGUGAGGUUCCAACGCGAUUUCAACGACACAGCUUAACUAACGCCGCUAGACAAGGUCCAGAGAGGACUGAAAGAGUUAAAAGAGCAACGGCUGCUUCGUGCUUCAAACGCCUGACCACCGCUGAGGGCAGUUACUUGUCUCUCCAGUUGUACGACUGUCCAGAGUUGAAUUGUUCUCAGCUCGAGCAGGCCAGUAUCUCUGUUAUGUCUUUAGUUUUCUGUGCAUCAGUCUGUCAAAGAAUGUAUCGUUUACUGUUUACAUUUUAUUACAUGAAAAAAAAGGAUAUAUAUAUAUUUUUGUUUUGUUUUGUUUUUGGAAAAUUAUAUUGUUAAAGAAAAUAAAUCAAGUUAUAUUGUUCUUAAAUUAUUAUUUUUUUUAAUACCUUCCCCCAAAAUAAACGUGUGUUUCUAAUGAAGUGUCCAGAUCCUCACUGGCCUGAUUGAUACAGCUGAAGGAGGUGUUCCUAAUAAACUGUCUGGAUCCUCACUGGUCUGAUUGAUACAGCUCAGGGAGGUGUUCCUAAUAAACUGGCCGGAUCCUCACUGGUCUGAUUGAUACAGCUCAAGGAGGUGUUCCUAAUAAACUGGCCGGAUCCUCACUGGUCUGAUUGAUACAGCUCAGGGAGGUGUUCCUAAUAAACUGGCCUGAUCCUCACUGGUCUGAUUGAUACAGCUCAGGGAGGUGUUCCUAAUAAACUGUCCGGAUCCUCGCUGGUCUGAUUGAUACAGCUCAAGGAGGUGUUCCUAAUAAACUGGCCGGAUCCUCACUGGCCUGAUUGAUACAGCUCAAGGAGGUGUUCCUAAUAAACUGUCUGGAUCCUCACUGGUCUGAUUGAUACAGCUCAAGGAGGUGUUCCUAAUAAACUGGCCGGAUCCUCACUGGUCUGAUUGAUACAGCUCAGGGAGGUGUUCCUAAUAAACUGGCCUAUCCUCACUGGUCUGAUUGAUACAGCUCAAGGAGGUGUUCCUAAUAAACUGGCCUGAUCCUCACUGGUCUGAUUGAUACAGCUCAGGGAGGUGUUCCUAAUAAACUGGCCUGAUCCUCACUGGUCUGAUUGAUACAGCUCAGGGAGGUGUUCCUAAUAAACUGGCCUGAUCCUCACUGGUCUGAUUGAUACAGCUCAGGGAGGUGUUCCUAAUAAACUGGCCUGAUCCUCACUGGUCUGAUUGAUACAGCUCAGGGAGGUGUUCCUAAUAAACUGGCCUGAUCCUCACU
Acipenser ruthenus (sterlet) is the source of this 3827-nucleotide messenger RNA. Its product is annotated as V-type immunoglobulin domain-containing suppressor of T-cell activation-like. Gene Ontology annotation, biological process: negative regulation of CD4-positive, alpha-beta T cell proliferation; positive regulation of regulatory T cell differentiation; regulation of immune response. The coding region runs from base 199 to 1095 and encodes 298 amino acids. NCBI's taxonomy places the organism in Eukaryota, Metazoa, Chordata, Actinopteri, Acipenseriformes, Acipenseridae. Gene Ontology annotation, cellular component: plasma membrane. The record is from RefSeq and is a predicted model, not a curated record. The transcript is spliced from 7 exons.